Trypanosoma cruzi is the source of this 4404-nucleotide messenger RNA. RefSeq lists its product as uncharacterized. The transcript has a single exon. NCBI's taxonomy places the organism in Eukaryota, Euglenozoa, Kinetoplastea, Trypanosomatida, Trypanosomatidae. Bases 1 to 4404 code for a protein of 1467 amino acids. The record is from RefSeq and is a predicted model, not a curated record.
AUGACCUUUUUUGAUUUGGUGGAUAUGACAGUGGCCUAUGUACAGUAUAUGUAUAUUCUUGUUUCCAUCUCUUCGAAUAGCUUUCCUGAUUUCUACUUGGAACCCUUUCGGACACUUCGUUACCUCAGUCUUGAAUUUCUUGACAGGUUUAGUGAAGAAAAUCGUUACAGCAACCCGUUGGAAAUUAUGUUACCUGCGUGGUUACCUUUAGACUACCGCCUGCAGUUUGCAUUUAUUGUAGUCAUUGCACCAUUACUGGUGUCAAUUGUUGGGAUCCUGACGGUUUGCUCUACAGCGGCCUUUGGAUGGAUAAUGAUGACACUGGCCGCGUUUUUUUCAAUGGUACUUGGGGCAGUUUUGCUUGCAAAUCCGUGGGUUUACUCGGAAUUGGGUAUUUCCCAUCAAACUCGAGUGCUGCUUGUGAGUAUUGGUACGGUGUGCACCGUUUUGCUUAUUUCACUUGGAGUUUUUGGUGUUCACAUCUGGCGCCUCCGUCGUCUUCGUGAGGAAGAGGCGAUUAUGGUGAAUUCCACCAAUGAAGGGUGUGAAAAGGGGUGGGGGACUUCGUUGGCUGAAAAGGCUGUUAUGCGGUCCGAGGUCAACCGGCGGGCACUUGCCGCAUUGAUGGCAUAUGAAAAUGGCAACAAGCAUUAUCUGCGUCGUUGUCACUUAGCUGUUAUUUUCCCACAAGCCGUUGUGGCAGCGGUUGGUUUUAUAGCUGGCAUUGUCUUUAUUGGUUUACUACCGAUAAGUGAUAUUCGUUUCUUUCAAGUAAGUCGCGUUGGACGUAUGGCUGGUUCCAUUUUGAUUUUUGCUGCCCUUCUUACUUUCAUGUGGGUCACUUUCGGUAUUUUCAAGUCGGGACGAAAACUUCAGUUGAAGAUGUACGAUCUUCUGUCAAGUACUGUUCUGGGCAUCAUGAUGAUUGCCAUUUCUCUCAUUUAUAUUCCAGUGUUGAUGAACAUGAUAAACGUUAUGCGGUGUAUUGAAGUUAAUUGCGGUGCUGGGGAAUGGAUGCCACCUCCGGGUACUUUGAUGCGAAGUUCUAGUGGUUCCGCUAUCUGGGAAAAGUCUGCAUAUUCCUGCUUCCCCUGUGACUUCUCCAUGCACACGCAGAACUGUCCAGCUGACCUGCAGAUGAGAUUGUGUGGAAGAUUAGACGUUCAUAGACUUCUUGCAUACGAUCAAUCUGUUCCAUGUAAUGAAGUAAAUGUUUUUUACAAAGCCACUAUGGUAGUCAUUCUUCUCUCUUACACUGUUGCGUAUCCGAUUUUCUUAGUUGUGGUGGCACACCGAGGAACGACGAUUUUGGAGAAGGAGUACCCGCUUGAAAAGCGUCUGCUGGAUGAAUUUACCGAGAGGGAACUUUAUUAUGAAAAAGUCCGAAAGUCCGCGAAUGUCUCCGCUCCAGUGUACCAAGCAUACAGACGCACCUACCGUAAGGCACGUCUCACAUUUCUUCUUCAAAGGGUUCUUUUAGUGGCGAUUAGUUGCUUGAUGAGCCAAGGGAUUAAAGAAAGUUUGUCAUGGCUAGGCUUAAUGCUUAUUCUUCUUGUUUGUAUGUUAUACUUUUUGUACACCACGUUGCUGCACCCUUAUGCCCGUCCUGUGGAAAAUUUAUAUGGGGCCGUACAACAAUUUGUAAUUGUGUGUGUAGCCUCCAUUGGGUUGGUAGGCAACCGAAUUGGAAGGGAUAAUAUUCCAUUCGCAGUGUCUGUGUUUUUUGCUGUCAUUGUUUUUGUUGCGCCUCUGGCAGCGCUUAUCAUUGGUCUUGUUCGCACCUUUCGGAAAGAUCGUGAACGUGCGGAGCGGUUGCAAAGACGCCUUCAAAAUGGUUUUGCGGUGGAAAACAAAAGCUCUCGGGGCGCCCCCACCACCACCACCCAAAACGUCAGGAAUGCGAAUCCCAGCCUUAAUGUUGUUGGGGAUAGCGUGGCUCAUUGGAUGGAUAGGGAAAUCAAAAUUUUUAAUGGCAGUAACACGGCUACCGAGAAGCGGGAAUGGCAGGACGGUAUGGACACACUCAGCAGGAAUAAAUCCCCCAAAGGAAAGAAGAGGAGCUCUGAAAGAAUCCUCUCGAAAACGCUAUCCCGAGAAGUGCGAGAAAUGAGCACCGACACAUCUGCCGACCAGAAGCAGCAAAAGGAACACGAGCAACUGUUACAUCGAAAUAGCCCCUACUUGUUUUUAGCACCAGGACUCAAUGAUGGAUCAUUGUACAGGCGAAAAAAUUCUGCGCAAGGGCUGGAUUCGUCUGAAGCCGCGGCAGAGAGAAUCAUGAGAGAUCUCAUUGUGGAAGUGAGCGGUCAGGAUAACAAUAGAAGUGAGCGGGAAGAGCCCUUUGUACAGGAGCAGAAUCCAGGUAUGGGCACAAAUAAUGGCGUUGAUUUCCCUGAGGAUGAUUACUUCAAUGAUUCUCGGUUUUUUCUUCCCGCUGCGUACUUCCGCGGCUUUGAGGAUAUGUCGCUUCUCUCAGAGGACCUGGACCAGGAUGAGGAGGGGGAGGAGGAAGAAGACCACAGGAAGCAACGGCACGUGAAGGGAAUGAGGAAAUGGACGGGGGAGGGGACAAUUCGGAGCCUUUUUACCCUCUUCUCCACAUUCCGCGAACAACUUUCACGCGGGUCCAAUUCCGUUUCGCAGAAGGAGCCGCUGAAGACGGAGACGGAGGAGUUUGCUGCCACCACCGUUCGUGGAUGCACAAAGAGGGAUAGGGACUUGACAGUUGCAGAACAACAACAACAACAACGACAACACAGCACAACUAGCGAUGCGAAGAAUAGUACAUACGCCAAGACCUCUCGGAAUGGGGCAUUUUUCCGCUGGUGGAAGCGUUGGCAGAAGGUCCUCAACAUUUCUGACUUCUCGCUGAAGUAUAAAGAUGUGCUUGAGAAGCGACGGAGUCUUCAGAAGUUUACGGGACUUCGCGACCGGCCGUUUUGGUUAUUACCCUCAGAAACACAACAGCAGACGUACAACAUCCCAGGAAGCUGCGUGCCAUGGCACUGUGCGAAGAACAACCGCGUGUUGGCCACCGAUAGAAAUGCUGCCGGGGAACUCACGACUUUUGCACGGCUGAAGGAGCGGAAGAAUGUGAAAUAUCCUCCUCUUGUUGUGAAGAGGAAAGAGUCUGUGUCACUGGCUAGUAUUCCCUCGAUUAUGGAAGCAAUGUCCUUUCGCUUUGGAAACGCCGACAAUGACACCCCCAGCAGCACGGAGAAAGAAGGCAUGCGUCACAGUUCCAGAAAAAAGAACGUGGCGCAGCACAGUCCCAGUGAAAAUACACCCAUAAAAAGUUCGUUUAAACGCGCCCCGAGAAGAGCAUUGGUGUCAGUCGUGGAUCAUCCGACAAAGGAAACUCCAAGGGAGGAAAAAGAAAUUUCGGAUCAAUCCAAUUCAAUGAGACAGAUUUUUGAAUGCACCACAAGUGCAAAGAAACAAAUUGAAAGGCUUGAACGUUUAUGCAAGCGGAGUCUUCAAAAUCCGGGGGCUGGGCAACGCCGCCCAACGGUGUUUGCCCCUGUCUUUCCAAAGGUACACUUGGAGGGAGUGGAGGUAAGCGACUGGGAUGAAUUUAUGCAGCAACUCCUUGCCGAGGUCUCUUGCCCGGCUGCAGACUCGACAGGGACACUCUUAAAUUUUUCUUUCCCACCGAAAUCUGAAUCCCAGUCUAACUCCAUGCCGGUGAAGAGCGACCGGGCUGCUACCACGGUGGCACACGAAGAUGACAAGAAGAAAAAAAUAAAAGAAGGAAAGGAAACCCCGGAAUUAUCCAGUUUUAAGGAAAUUGAGGAAGUCGGGCAUACCGUCUCUAUGGAUUCAAGGUUGUCCAAUAACGUCCAGCUGCUGCUGCGCCACUUUGUUCUGCGUCGUCGCCUUUGUGAUGUAUUUAAGAAGCAAAAAAAUCGACUUCGUGCGCUUCAACAAGCUGUGGAUUUUCGCAUUGCGGUUACCAUAAAGAAGUACAUGCAAUGGUUCUUUCUUGCCCUAAGUGUGUGCACAACGGUGGCACUUGUCCUCUGCCUCUCUGGAAUGCUUUACGGAAUGAAGGAGGAUUUUGUGGAUGGCGUCUGGCGCGACAACAGCGUGGAGCGAGAGAUGAUGGGAUAUAGCAGUUGGGAAAACUUUACAGCGCAUUGUUGUUGUCUGUCCAUUGUAAAUCUCACGGCGACUUACCCGUAUUACCUUCUUGACGUGGAGAAUUGGCUGUGUGAGGAUGGUCGCGUCAAGCAACGAGUCCGGCGCGAUGCGUACGAAAGUACAAUCGUAACUGGAUACAGGGUGCGGGAUCUCUGCGGGAUGACCUUUCGUAAAGGCUGCCACCCCACCGUGACACCCGAGAAUCGUGUGGAACUGCUGGGAUGCAGCGAGGAGUUGUCAGAAAUGGAGAAGAAACGCUGGUAA